GUUUCUUCAUAUUAGUGCGUCUUACUAGCUGCUAUAGGCAACUUUUGCAUCCUAACGCUGCAGAGGGAGGCGGGAGAGGGGAAUUUGGAAUACUUGCGCUGAUUGAUGGAAUGGAAAGGAGAUAGGCUCUGCAUCUUCUGUAUGAAUUAUUGCGAGAAGAGGUUGCUAGGGCACGACAGAAGAAGGCGGAAAUGAAGGUUGAUUUGGGAGGGGGGAAGUCGGACGGGAUGAAUUGAGCGCAGGGAAGAAGGCCGAGGAGAAAGUGUAUAAAAGCUGCAUGUUUUGCAGCGCAGCGCAGGAUGCUUGGUUCUAUACGCUCACUCGGUGGCUUUUCCACCGCUGUUCCUGAAGUGCUUCACAGGUUCUUUUCCGCACUGAGCACACCUAGUGCAAGGAGGCUCUUGGUCGUCUUACAUCAUGCGUCCUGCCAAAGCACUGCUCUUACUUUCUGCUCUCCUACAUGGUGGUUAUGCUAGGCCAGCAGCGUCAUGCGAGAAAGCUAUCUAUCUGCAGACGAAUGCCGUGGAGGGGAAUAGCAUUGUCGCGUUGCUGAUUGGGAGUGAUGGGGUGCUUGGAGCAGGGGCCGUGUAUCCGACUAUGGGGAAGGGAGGGAGCCGCCUCGACGUGAUGACUAUGCAGCCAGCCUCUCCUGACGCCCUCCUCUCCCAAUCGGCCAUCGCCGUCGUUGGUAAUAACCUCUUCGUCAUCAAUGCUAUGUCCAAUACCGCGUCUAUGUUCCGCAUCAACACCUCCAAUGCUACCGACCUGCACUACAUCAACUCGUCCCCCAUCACGGGCGGCGACUUCCCCAACACCAUCGCCGUGAGCGCGAAGCAUAAGCUUGUUUGUGUGGCUACAACGGGGAAGGCUAAUGGCGUGUCCUGCGCGACUUUCGACCGGAACGGUCUCGGCACCUUUGACUCCCUUCGUCCUCUCGGGCUGACGCAGUCCACCCCACCCACCGGUCCACCAAACACGGUGUCUCAAGUAUCCUUUACCGAGGAUGAGGAGUUCCUCGCUGUGACUGUGAAGGCUGAUCCACCGACCAACAAGCCUGGGUUCGUCGCCGUCUACCAAGUGCGCGGCAAGAAGCUUGCCCGCGAAGCCGUCCGGUCUUCUCCCGCAGACACUGCUAUUCUCUUCGGCUUCAACCAGAUCCCGCGGACAGAUAAGUUUAUCGUCACCGACCCCUCAAUCGGGGCAGCCAUCCUCUCGCUCGACACACAAUCCUGCGACGUCACCACCGUUCAACCGAUCAACAUCACCGGCCAACUGGCAACCUGCUGGUCGGUCAUCUCGCCCGCGACCGGCACCGCAUUCGUUUCCGACGGCGCCGUGAACCGGCUCGUAGAGAUCAGCGUUCCCAAGGGGGAUAUUGUGAGCGUGACGGAUCUGAGUGCGAAUGGCGACCCGGGAUUGUUUGAUAUGGUAGCCAGUGGAGAGUUUGUGUAUGCGCUGAGUCCGGCGACGAGCGCGGUGACGGUGGUUAAUGCGAAGAGUAAGAAGAUGGUGCAGCAUGUGACGUUGGGGAGCUUGGGGAUUGGAGCGUAUGCUCAGGGGAUGGCGUUGUUUGAGGGCUGA
Molecule: messenger RNA, 1581 nt
Organism: Trematosphaeria pertusa
Lineage: Eukaryota; Fungi; Ascomycota; Dothideomycetes; Pleosporales; Trematosphaeriaceae
Exons: 4
Coding region: 418-1581 (387 amino acids)
Molecular function (GO): protein binding
Source: RefSeq, a predicted model, not a curated record